AUGGCAAUGGACGAGAUCGACCGCGAAAUCGCGGCCGCCGAGCGCGCUGCAUCCCCCGAACGCUACCACGGCCGUGAGAGCCACGAAAUCGAACGUGUUCUCUCUACUUCCUCUACAUCCUCCUCCUCAUCUUCUGCCUCUCAUGGACCUCGUCCGUUCGCCCGUACUGGCACCGGCAUCAGCCGUGUCUCGACCCAGAAUGACCUCGAGAGACACCCGACGGCCCUGAGCCGAAUCGCAACGGCCCGCAGUCAGCACUCUAACACUGUCGGUCGCAGCAUUAAGAGCAGACAGUCGACGAAACCAAUCCCCUCUAUGGGAGCCGGCAAGCCAUUCCCGCCGCCAUUGCCCGAGCAAGAAGAAUAUGUGGUCGAAUUUGACGGUCCCAACGACCCUAUGCAUGCGCAAAAUUGGCCACUGAAGAAAAAGUUGCUAACAGCCGCAAUGCUUGGCUACACCACCAUGACGUCCGCCUUCACUUCUAGUAUCUUCUCAGCAGCGACGCAAAUCGUGGCCGCAGAAUACAAUGUCUCGGCAACCGUUGGUACCUUGGGCGUUUCUUUUUACGUCCUUGGCUUUGCCUUCGGUCCCAGUUUGUGGGCGCCCCUUUCCGAGCUUCGGGGUCGCAGACUACCCCUGGUCCUCUCCAUGUUCGGCUUCUCCAUCUUCUCCAUCAGCACCGCCGUCGCCAAAGACUUGCAGACUAUUCUGAUCUGCCGUUUCUUUGCUGGCUUUUUCGGCGCCUGUCCACUGGCUGUCGUCGCUGCCGUCUUCUCCGACAUGUUCGACAACCGUAGCCGUGGCAGUGCCAUUACUGUCUUCUCUAUGGCCGUCUUCACUGGCCCGCUCCUGGCCCCCUUUAUUGGUGGUUAUAUCGUCGAGUCGCACCUUGGCUGGCGCUGGACUGAGUACAUUCCGUCCUUUAUGGGCUUCCUCGCCUUCUUCCUCGAUCUGUUCUUCCUUGAGGAGACUUACCCGCCCGUUAUCCUGGUCGCCAAGGCGUCUGAACUGCGUCGCCGUACACGCAACUGGGGCAUUCACGCGAAGCAGGAAGAAAUCGAAAUUGACUUCAAGGAGCUGGUUAACAAGAACUUUUCUCGUCCCAUGCGUCUUCUCUUUGGCGAGCCCAUUGUCACUGCGCUGUCGGUUUACAUGGCCUUCAUUUACGGACUGCUGUAUCUCUUCCUGACGGCUUACCCCUUUGUCUUCCGUGGCGUCCAUGGCUUCAAUGCUGGACAAUCUGGUCUCACCUUCUUUGGCAUGAUCACUGGUCAGCUCAUUGCGGGUGUCACCGUCCUGCUCCAGCAACCGUGGUAUCUGCGAAAGCUUAAGGCUAACAACGGCGUUCCCGUUCCUGAGUGGCGUCUGCCCAGUGUCAUUGCUGGCGGCAUCUUUUUCGCAGCCGGUAUUUUCUGGUUUGGAUGGUCUGGUUACCGCCAAGAUAUCCAUUGGAUCGUUCCCGCUCUUAGCGGCCUCUUCACUGGCUUCGGUCUGAUGUCCAUCUUCCUCCAGGCGCUUAACUAUCUUGUCGACGCCUACCUCAUGUUCGCCGCCUCCGCCAUUGCCGGUAACACCUUCCUCCGCUCCCUUUGUGGUGCCGGCUUCCCGCUCUUCGCGAGCUACAUGUUCAACGGCAUGGGUAUCGAAUAUGCUUCUACGCUUCUCGGCGCUGUUGCAGUCGUCCUCGCACCUAUCCCCGUGAUCUUUUACAUUUGGGGCCACAAGAUCCGUGCCAAGAGCGCUUACGCACCGACUUUCGCUGCCCCGGCCGACGAGCCCGAGGAUGAGCCUGUGGACGAGCCGCUUUCCAACGGCCACUCCAGCCAAGAACACGAAAAGCCGCCUUCCCUCUCCGGACUUGAGGCCAGCAUCCCGAGGACGAGCGGCAACAAGGCCGAGAACGCUGUUUAA
Colletotrichum truncatum is the source of this 1911-nucleotide messenger RNA. Its product is annotated as major facilitator superfamily transporter. NCBI's taxonomy places the organism in Eukaryota, Fungi, Ascomycota, Sordariomycetes, Glomerellales, Glomerellaceae. Gene Ontology annotation, molecular function: transmembrane transporter activity. The record is from RefSeq and is a predicted model, not a curated record. Gene Ontology annotation, cellular component: plasma membrane. Gene Ontology annotation, biological process: transmembrane transport.